CCGCGGGAAGACCCUUGAAAGGUGGCCUCUCGGACGUUGUAUCGACUCGACACGGUUGUCAGUUGACAACAAUCACGUUAUUACCAACGCUAUUGAGAGGAUUGAUUGUUCCGCUAGACUCAUUGGUGACGGACAGAAACGAACCACCGAACCCUACUAUUACUAGUGUCGUGCGACUGUAGUCGACGCUCCACGGUAUUCACUGUCCACACGAAAAAGGAUUCGGUCGGUUCCCCACGACCGCACUUCCAUCGUUGCCUUCUCUCUCGUUCGCCGCCACCGGCACCUCCACGGUCCCGACACCGUCACCCGCGUACGGCCAUGUCGACGACCAUCAAUCACGCCGAUUCCGGGGGCGGGGCCAUGCAUCCUCCCGCCAGUGCCGCUCCGUCACUGCCCGACAGUAGCAAUCCCAGCAGCAGUAACAGCCAUCCCAGCAACGACACUGUUCACAACAACAACAAGCGUCCGGCACCCGACGGGUCCGAAGACGACGAGACGGAGGAAUCCAAACUCCAAGCCCGUCGCGAAGCCAACCGCAUGCACGCCUUCAAGUCGCGCCAACGUUCCAAACUCCUCCUGUCCGAACUCCAAACCACCGUGGAACUGAUCAAUCGCGAAAAGGCCGAACUCGAGCGACAGAAUGCCGUACUGCGCGCCCAAGUCGAAGUCCUCCAGCAACAGAACGCCACGCUCCUGCAGAAUCAGCAAGUCAUGCUCGCCCGUAUCCCCAACGCCGGAGCCGCCGCGCACCUGCCGUCCAAUCUCAACGCCGCCGCCGCUUCCCUCUUUCACCUAAACCCCGCCGCCGCCAUGAUGUCCGUCAUGGCCGGGAACAACAACAGUAACCACAACAGUAACCAAAACAACACUCAGGACGCGGUCAACGCCGCUGCCGCCAUGGGAGCCUUUAUGAACAGCAUGCAACUACAACAGCAGCAACAACAUCCCAUGCAGGCUUUUUUUCAAGCACAACAGGCUCAGCACCAACAACAACAAGUAAUACCGGUGGCACCGCAACCCGCUCAACCCACGGCGCAAGCGCCACCAUCCACACCCGCGGGGGCACCCCCGCCGUCCGCGGUACCGGGUCCACCUACCCCCGCAACGAAUUUCGCCGUCAACCAACAGCAACCAAUCCCUACGGGACAGCCGACGCCGGUCAAUCAUGCCGAUGCCGCCACGGUACCAGCACCGCAACAAGUGCCACCGUCGCAUCCUCCCGCCGCCCCGUGAGCGAAAACGGCAGUGACUCGAACGGAACAUGGUUUCAUACACGCCCUUGGUACGGUGGCCGUGCCUGUGGGGUUUGCCGGCACCCAAUCGGGAUAGUAGAGGGUAAAAUGUUAUAUGUUUACAAACACAUUAUUGGG
Messenger RNA from Phaeodactylum tricornutum CCAP 1055/1, 1373 nucleotides. RefSeq lists its product with no specific name. Lineage: Eukaryota; Bacillariophyta; Bacillariophyceae; Surirellales; Neidiaceae. Gene Ontology annotation, molecular function: DNA-binding transcription factor activity. The transcript has a single exon. Gene Ontology annotation, biological process: regulation of DNA-templated transcription. The record is from RefSeq and is a predicted model, not a curated record. Bases 322 to 1236 code for a protein of 304 amino acids.